AGGGAGUAUAGUAGCAAAAACACAAAGGCUCUCUCCUAUUUCCUUCCUUCUUCAAAAAACAAAAAAAAUCCCUUCUUUGUAUAUACACACACAUAUACACAGAUAUACGCUUUUGUGUGUGUGUUUUUCAAUCGUUUUUUUCGUUUAAUUAGGUGAACUUUCAAGCCAAUGUUCGGUAAAUUUUUUGAAUUUCAAAUCUGAUUAGCGAAUGACACAACUUAGCGUCAUUUUUUUUUUUUUUGAAUUUUUCAGUUUUUUUUUUGGCUUAAUUUAAUGGAUAUUUGCAUGGAUGAUAACUGAAAACUGAAUUUUCAAGUUUUAUUCAGUUUUGAGAUUUUUGAAUUUUUUUCAGCAGUUUUUUUUGGUUUAAUUUUGUUGAAAAUUAUGGAAAAAAAUCAUGAUAUUUGCAGUGUUUGAUAGCUGAUAAAUUAAAUUUGAAAAUUUUGAGCAGUUUUUUGGUUUAAUUUGUUGGAUAUUAUGAAGAAAAAAAAAUCGUGAUAUUUGCAGUGAUUGAUAACUGAUAAGUGAAUUUUCGAAAAAUUUGUUUUUUUUUUUUUCAGUCGACAAUUUUUUUUUUUUUUUUUUUUUUUGAAAUGGAGAAAAGUGAGGGAGGAGAGUCAUCGGAGACAGGUGUUACCUCGGCCGUAGCUACGGCGGCGGUAGAUUUUCCGGCGAAGAAGUUAGCUAGACAGCUGGAUUUCACGGUGUUUGGUCAAACUCCGGUGACAGGUGUGACGGAGCCAGGUCAGCAUAGUCAAGUGGGCCCACAAAUAGUGCCAGUGAAGUUAACGCCGUUAACAAGGCCACAAUUACAGUUACAGCAGCAACAACAUAUGGUGUUGAUGCCAAUGAAACAAACUGUUGCGCUGGCAAAUUCAACUACUAGUCUUCCUUUAAUUAGACCUCCGAAACCAGAAUCUCCAAGAGCACGUCCAAGGCAAAGUGCUAGUGAAGUAAAAGAUGGUACUCCGAAAAAGCAAAAGCAGUGCAACUGCAAACACUCUCGAUGUCUAAAGUUGUAUUGUGAAUGCUUUGCAUCUGGCAUAUACUGUGAUGGGUGCAAUUGUAACAAUUGUCAUAACAAUGUUGAAAAUGAGCCUGCUAGGCGCGAAGCAGUUGAAGCUACUUUAGAGCGUAAUCCACAUGCAUUCAGGCCUAAAAUUGCCAGCAGUCCACAUGGAGCUCGAGAUAAUACGGAGGAAACUGGGGAUGGCGUAGUCUUGGCAAAGCAUAACAAAGGAUGCCACUGCAAGAAAUCAGGUUGCCUCAAGAAGUACUGUGAGUGCUUCCAAGCCAACAUUCUUUGCUCUGAAAAUUGUAAAUGCAUGGACUGCAAAAAUUUCGAAGGAAGUGAAGAGAGGCAGGCUCUUUUCCAUGGAGAUCAUGCAAACAAUAUGGCAUAUCUCCAGCAGGCGGCAAAUGCUGCUAUUACAGGUGCCAUUGGAUCCUCCGGUUAUGGAUCUCCUCCGGUGAGCAAGAAAAGAAAGGGCCAGGAGCUGUUCUUUGGGUCAACAAUUAAGGACCCUGUUCACAGGCACGGACAACUCCACCAGGCGAACCAUAUUAAAUCUUCUGCCCUACCUUCAUUAUCUUCAAUGCCUAGUCCAUGUGUUGGAAAUGCUGCGACGGUGGGCCCUUCCAAGUUUACUUACAGGUCUCUGUUGGCAGACCUCAUCCAACCACAGGACUUGAAGGAACUUUGCUCAGUUUUGGUUGUUUAUUCAGGAGAAGCAGCGAAGAUGCUGGCAGAUGAAAAGGAUGCUUCACAAAAACAGGCUGAGGGCCAGACGGAAGCUUCCCUUGCUUCAUCAACUCAGGAGCGAGUACAAAACCAGAAAGAUUCUGGUACUGAGAAGGAUAUGCUUGAGUGUAGUUCAAGUGGGGACCAGGGUGAGAAAAUCAGCAUGGGAGAGUCUAGUUUGGGUGGUGCUGAUGUAUCAAAAAGGCGGCCAAUGUCUCCAGGGACUUUAGCACUAAUGUGUGAUGAAUCAGACACCAUGUUUUCAGCUAACGUUGCUUCCUCUAAUGAUCUAGCAACUCUUAGCUGUAAUACCUCUUCUCAAUUGCCCCAUGGGCAAGGCAUGACGGAAACAUAUGCAGAACAGGAAAGGAUCGUGUUGACGAAAUUUCGUGAUUGUCUUAAUAGACUUAUUACUCUAGGAGAAAUAAAAGAAACAAAAUGUUCUUCAAUGGUGCGAGGUGCUGACUCUGUUGAUCAAAAAGACAUGAUUGGUAAUGGUUUUACUAUGACUGAAACGAGGAACCAACAUGAUUCCUUUAACAACGGCGUUGCCAAAUCUGCUCUUCCUCAGCCAAGAACAACUCAGAUGUUUAGUGCAGUAGUAACUACUGCUAAUAAUAACACACUUCCUAAAGUUCAUCGUCCAGAUGAGAAUGGGGAUGUCAAGCCAAAAAUCUGAAAAGAAAAAAAAAAUGUAGUUAGUUUUAGAAUGAGAUUUGCCUAUAACUGCUUCAUCUUUGUAAUAUUAGGCUUUUAUUCAUUCAUCUUUUCUUCGAUGUAGCAGCAAGAUUCAUUAAGGCGCGAUUUGUUAGAACUAACAAGCCUUGUAACUUCUAGCACAUUUGCUUUAAUGCAGUAUCAAUCAAAAUUGCAUUUUGCUUA
This is a messenger RNA of Lycium barbarum (goji berry), 2623 nucleotides long. Its product is annotated as protein tesmin/TSO1-like CXC 5. NCBI's taxonomy places the organism in Eukaryota, Viridiplantae, Streptophyta, Magnoliopsida, Solanales, Solanaceae. The record is from RefSeq and is a predicted model, not a curated record. Gene Ontology annotation, biological process: regulation of DNA-templated transcription. Gene Ontology annotation, cellular component: nucleus. The transcript has 8 exons. Bases 594 to 2420 code for a protein of 608 amino acids.